AGAAGAACAUUUAAUCAGCCAAAUCAUAAUUUAAAGAGAUUUCAAAGUCAAUCAAAUUCUCUUUUAGGACCUUCCUUAUUUUGUAUACCUAUCUGUAAUAAGUUAAUAUAAGCAUUUAUUAAGACUUUAUUUCCAAUUAAAUAUUUUCUUCUUUAAGAUCUGCACCGAUUCCAUAAUGGAGACAUCACUUGUUGUAUAUGAGCGACUUUGUGAUAGUGUUGAACAAAUCAGGAAAAAUAAGGUAAACAUUUUUUGUGUAUUAAAACAUUAAAUAUAUCUUGGAUAUUAUAAUUUCUCACCACAUAUACACAUGUUUCGAACCAACCUUAGCCCCCACAGAAAAAACCAAGGAAGAAAUAGGCUAAUAACCAUACAAUUGUUGCCUAUAAACCUAAAAAUAAAAAACUACUUUUCGAUAGUAUAUUUUAUUCAUUUGGUAUAUCUAUAUAUUAUAAUAUUAUUUUAAUAUUUUGUUUCUAGAAUCUUUUUUCCAAGUCAACAAAUAAUGUCAACAAAUUGGAACCAUCAGAUAUAUUAAUUGGUACUAUAUUUCUAUUAAAUGCCUUAGUUUAUAUUGCAUGGAAAGUACCUAAUUGGAGACGUAUCAUGAACAAAUAUUUUACGAUUAAUGCUAGACAAUUUUCAAAGGCAUCACUUCUUCUGAGUGCGUUCAGUCACAAAUCUCUACCACACCUCUGUAUCGAUAUGUUGGUUCUCUAUGUAUCUGGCCGAGGUGUGAUGCAACCAUAUGGUGAAAUGGGGCUGGUAGAAUUCACUGCAAUGUAUUUAAUUAGUUGUGUUGUUUCAUCAUUAACUAGCAUAGAUUUUGGACGAAGAUUAAGGCUUCGAAGAGAUGUCAUAGGAGCUUCUGGUGCUAUAUUAUCGGUUGUUGGAUACUUUUCACUAGCGAAUGCUGCCAAAAAGUCUCCUAUGAUAUUUUUAUUAAAUAUACAAUUUGAUACAAUUCUUGUGAUCCCCUCAAUUUUGAAUUGA
Messenger RNA from Acyrthosiphon pisum (pea aphid), 993 nucleotides. RefSeq lists its product as uncharacterized. Gene Ontology annotation, cellular component: membrane. The transcript has 5 exons. NCBI's taxonomy places the organism in Eukaryota, Metazoa, Arthropoda, Insecta, Hemiptera, Aphididae. Gene Ontology annotation, molecular function: serine-type endopeptidase activity. The record is from RefSeq and is a predicted model, not a curated record. The coding region runs from base 607 to 993 and encodes 128 amino acids.